Molecule: messenger RNA, 5765 nt
Organism: Boleophthalmus pectinirostris (great blue-spotted mudskipper)
Lineage: Eukaryota; Metazoa; Chordata; Actinopteri; Gobiiformes; Gobiidae
Gene: tgfbr3
Product: transforming growth factor, beta receptor III
Exons: 17
Coding region: 240-2759 (839 amino acids)
Source: RefSeq, a predicted model, not a curated record
CUCGCCUCAUUUAGCCGUCUUCUGUGUUGUUUUCUAACCUGGAAUAGUUUGGAUGUCCGCCGGAAACCGUGGGAUUUUUUGACAUCCGCGUUCAGCACAGCAAGCAACUCCUGUCAAAGUUUACUUCUUGGGAUUUUGCAUGGUUGCUCUCUGAAGACCUGAAGUGAAGAGAGAAGAGAGUUCCUUACCGCAGUUUCUCCUCUGACCGUCCUACUAUCCAAACAGCUGGAGUCCUCAUCAUGUGGAGACGAUUCAAAAGUUUAAUAUUGCUUCUUACAAUAUGGCACCAAGCAUCUGCAGGUCCUGUGUUCCGAAGCCCGUGUGAGCUGCUCCCGGUGGGGCAGGGACACCCGGUACAGGCCUUGUCCAAAACCUUCACUGUCCUGGCCGGAUGUGCGAGCAGAGGAACCAGCCUUCUACCCCAGGAGGUGCACGUGGUCAACCUCAGAGGACGCACACCAGAGGAACAGGACGGGACACUAGCACAGGUGCAGCUCCAUCUGAAGCCCAUCCAGUCUAUGCUCCAUCACCAGAAGGCCCUGGUGUUUGUGCUGAACUCCCCGCAGCCGCUCACAUGGAGGAUCCGCACAGAGAACCUGGCCCCCGGCGCCACACACACCUUUCAUGUUUCAGAAGACUCACAGGUCCAGUUCCAGUCCUCAGACCUGGCUCUCUCUCACUCUCACAUCCUGAAGGAGAAUCUGCCCCAUGGAAAUGAGCACCUCCUCAACUGGGCCCAAAAGAAGUACAAGGCUGUCACCUCCUUCUCCGAGAUGCGCAUGACCCAGGACAUCUACAUCAAAGUGGGAGAAGAUCCAGUCUUCUCCGACACGUGUAAGAUUGACACGCGGUUCCUGUCUCUGAAUUACCUGGGCGGGUACGUGGAGCCCCAGCCCUCCAAAGGCUGCGUCCUCUACGGGUCCGAUAAGGACAAAGAAGUGCACGUCAUCGAACUGCAGGCCCCCAACUCCAGCAGUGCAUUCCAGGUGGAUGUGAUUGUGGAUCUUCAGCCCCUGGAGGAGGACGCCCCUCUUCACCGCGACGUUGUCCUCAUCCUCAAAUGCGCCAAAGCCGUCAACUGGGUCAUCAAGGCACACAGAAUAAUGGGCAAGCUUCAAGUGGUGGCCUCCGACACCAUCAGCAUUGGUUCUGGCACAGAGAAGUUGAUGCAGGUGACUAAAGUGCCCAAGCAGCCUUUACCUUUGGGCUCUCAGAACCUGAUCCAGUGGGCCGAGGAGCACGGCUAUGGCCCGGUCACCUCCUACACCAGCACUUCUGUGGCCAACCACUUCAACCUCAGGCUCCGCGAACAAGUGGACCCUCUGGAGAGCAUGUUCCUUCCGGAUCUGUCCAUCCUCCAUGACUCCAGGCCUCACCAUGAGCCCAGGAGCGCCCCUCGUCUCUCUGACAUUCCCCCCCACUUCGCCCCCUUCCACCCUUCCGCAUCAGACGACUACAUGCGCCUGCCUCCCUCCCUGGGCGACAGGGCAUGGGACAUCGAGGGCCCGGAGGAGGUUCAGGGAAUGCUCAAUGUGGGGCUGACGGUGCAGUGUGAAGAGUCCAGGAUGGUGGUUAGCAUAGACAAAGACAGUCUCACGGCAUACGGAUUUACCAACGCCAGCCUCACGCUUCAGGACCCAGAAUGCAAAGCGACAGUGAAUGCCACGCACUACAGGCUGGAGACUCCUCUGGAUGGGUGCCUGACCGCUGUGUACCCCAUGCACAGCAGCUUCACAGAACUACACAUCAACUCUGUUCAUAUUAGUCACGCUGAGUCCAAAGACGGGAGAGGUGGACCCUCGGCGUUGGAACUGGCUAUGGCCUCUGAAGACGGGCAUUUCCCCAGAGACGCUGACUGGGACCACGCGGAGCCCUCCUCUGUCGUUACGUUCAACUGCAGCUACGCAACAAAGCCGGACUCUUCAGAAUUCAUGCCCAGGAUAAUGCCAGAACCCCAGAGGCCUAAGCCAGUCAACGUGUCCUUCUCCAUGGAGCUGUACGACACUCUGCCAUUCAAUGAGCCUUCACGACAGGCCUUCUACACAGUCUCACAAAACCAGCAAGUCUAUGUCCAGAUCACCUCUGGCACGUCCGACCCAGACCUGAGCUUCACCAUCAUCUCAUGCCUCAUCUCCCCCAACUUCAACCCCCGAGGCCCCUCAGACUACCUCCUCAUCGAAACCGUCUGCCCCACGGACGACUCCAUCAAAUUCUACCCAGACCAGAACCUCCAGAACCAAAAGAAGACAUUCAGUUUCAACUUCAACUCAAAGUUCAACACGUCUCUGCUCUUCCUCCACUGUGAUAUGUCGCUAUGCUCCAAAAAGUCUUCGGGAUCAUUGCCAGCGUGCUUACAGCCGUAUGAAUCCUGUGAUUCUCUGUCGGCGGAUAAGAUCAUGGCAAUGGUGAUGAACACCAAGACUGCUACUAAGUCUUUAGUCGUGCUGGACGGGUCCACAGAACCUGAUAUCACAGAUCUUCCCGAUCGGACACCACAGCCAAGUCCCCCGCGCACAGACAAAGAAAGUGAUGUGUACGUGCUGGACACUCCGACAGUGGUUGGCAUCGCCUUCGCCGCGUUUGUGAUCGGGGCGCUUUUGACCGGAGCUCUGUGGUUCAUCUACUCCCACACAGGGGAGAGCAGUAGUGGUCAACAGCCCGUGCAGAAGCCCCAGCCUCCGGCCUCUGAAAACAGCAGUGCGGCCCCCAGCAUCGGCAGCACCCAGAGCACCCCGUGUUCCAGCAGCAGCAACGCAUAGCACCCACCACCUUCUCCCAGCACCCAAGGGAUCACACCAGACCAAAAACAGCGGCAAAUCUGACCAAAAGGACAUCACUGACUUCACAAAAUAAGGACUUAUACAGAUUAGACAGAUCUAAACCAGGACUAAACCAGUACUUUUUGACUGAACCAAUGUUGUAAAACUAAACUAAGACUAAACCAUUGCUAAUUUAUAAACAAUAUUGGAUGAGAAUAGGAUUUAAUUAGAAUUUAAGUAGAAGUAAAAUUUGAAUUAUCUAAAACUAAAAAAGACUUAAAGAGAAACCAGGUUUUCAAUGGCACCAUGGUAGUUUUUAGGGAGUGACCAAUCAGAUUUCAUCGGCAUUUUUAAUUCUUUUUUUUUAAAAGUAUUCAUUCGUGUUAAAUUAUCCCCUUGACUUGGGCCGACCUUUGUGUCCACCAUUGACACAAAAUCCAGAACUAAACCAAGACUAAACCUGAUCUACAGUACAUUACAAACCCAGGACUAAAUAAGUUAACUCAUAUGAAAUCAGACCAAAACCAAAAUCAAAUCUUGUGUAAUUUUCACCGCGGGAGUCCGAACAACCGACCAUUACUCCUGACUGACAUAAAACUACAAGAAUCUACACUCCUCCAAUCCAAAUGCUGUUUUACUUGCCCUAUUUUUAUAGUUUUGCCCUUACAUGGACAUGGCAUACAAGCUUCUAAACAGGCCGAGGGCAUCCAAAGAAACAAUGACGUCUUGGCAUGGACUACAAUACAUUACAUCAACCACUAUUAACAAGUUAACACACGCAAGAGGAGAGUGUAGCAACUGAAUGUACGCCAAAUGUGAACGCUAAAUGUGAAAUACAUGCUGAAAUACCAUGAUUUUAGCUGUCAAAAAUGAUGGUAAAAUUAAAAAUAUAUAUAUUAUAGGAAGUAUUUUAGAUCCACAUUGCUGUAAGGGUUACUGUGGUAAUGUUAUAUUAAGAUGGAGAUUGCAGCAGCUCUAGUAGCUUCAAGUCUCUGUAAUUUUGAUAGUUGGUAAAAGGAAAAGUUCAACAUUUUGGGGCUGAAUCCAAAAAUUAAGACGUUUCCACAUUUCAAAAUCCACCCAGCAGCUAAAUGUUUACCAGAAACACCUAGCUUUAAUCAGGGAAGUACUGUGUGAUGUCAUGUAGCACUUGAAGUGGUUCGUGGUUAGGUAUUCACCCCAAACUAGAAGAUUUUGUCGCAUUUGUUACUGCAAAUUAAGUGCCAAUACUGAAUGUAACUAGGCAUCUUGCAUUUAGACAUCUUAUCUAAAUUAUAAGAUUAAUUUAAUUUAAGAUUAACUCCGAAAUGUUGAACUAUUCCUCUAAAUAAUGUAUAUAUUUGUGAAUACUGUAAAUACCAAAAUAAUAAUGUGGACAUAAAGUGUGUUUUCUACAUGUGCAUAAAACAAAAGGGUAAUACUUAUAUUGUCUUUAUCAUGACUUAUGAAGCUAAGGUUAAGUUCACACCAAUGCAUAUUAACUUAAGGCAUUUAAAGAUACACUAUGUCACUUUUCUGGUGGAGGAGGGCCUGACACCGACUUGUCUCCAUGUAGAUUAUAUUGGUUUGCCUGGAUUACAAUUAUUACACCUAAUGCCGUAAGUCAAUUACAUUUGUUUUUAUUGCCAAACCAGGAAAACCAACAUUUGUACUAUUAACAGGUUCACCACUUUAGGUUACGUUCAGACUGCAGGGCUUAAUUCUGAUUUUUUUUUGUCAAAUCCAGUUUUUUUGCAAGGUCAUUCACAAUUUCAAUUAAAUUUAACUUGUAUGUGAUCUCCAGUGUGAACUUUAAACACCCCAAAAGUGUCCCGCAUGUGCAUUGGAGGACACGACGACAUCACAUGCAGUGAGUGUGCUCAGCGUUUACGGACGUAGACUAAAGGCUGAGCUUGUCUCUCAAAAUAUGGUCCCGUUGUUCGUAAAAUGGACAGGUUACACGUCCACGGCCGCUUCGUUUGUUUGAGUCUUUAGUCUCUUUGUAUUUGGCUCGCAGGCUCUUUAUUUUUGUUGACACUGGAGCCAGGACCUGUAGCCGCGCUCGACCAUUUCUUUGGCAAUCAUUUCAAAAACCACCCGGUUCUGAUAAGACUCCUCCAAUUUGGCCUGAAUACAGAGAUCAACCCAAAUAUUAAUUAACUCGCUAACCUCGCUUUCCCUCCAUUGACUAGACUCUGAGCCUGACGUGUAGGUGGGAUGAAUGUGACCUGGCCGUUCAGACUGAAGUCGCAUGUCAAAAGAAGAAAAAAAUGGAUCAGAUCAGAUACAGUUCACAUAGGGGUGGAAAAAUCGGAUUUGGGUCACGUCACGCUGCAGUCUGAACAUAUCCUUAGAUCUGAUUAUCUGACCACUAAAUUUGAGUGGUUGCCUCACCUGUUUUAUUGUUUGUCUCCAUGGAGAUACUUAAGCUUAACAGGUGACAGACCCUCCACCAGAAAAGUUACACCGUGCACUUUUAAGGCACUAUCAGGCAGUAGAAUCAAAGAUAACAGAGUAACAGAGUGUAGCUUUAACACCCCUAGUUAUGAAUAAACAACAAAACAAAAGUAGUAUUAACAAGAGAGUGCUACCUUAAAAAUAAUCACAGUUUUAAUUUAUGAAAAAGUUGCUUUAAGUGAAUGCGUUGGUGUGAACAUAGCCUCUUUGAUUUUAUAUCCUGGCUCACCACCGUGUUACAAUUGUGAAUGUUACGUCCAAUAUUUUGCAGCCACAAACUCACAGAGGGACAGAAUGUAAACUAUCCUAAACCUUUUUUUUUUUUAUAUUGUGUGUACACUUGUAUAGAACUUUCUACAGAGGGAACAGAGCAUAGAGUUAUAUUUGUUUAUAAAAUAUAUUUUGGAAUAUAAGAGGAAUUUAUUAAUGUGUAGUAUGUGUGUGCAUGGACGUGUGUGUGUACUGUGUGCGCUUUGAAGAUUGGAGAUUUGAAAUUAAAAUGUUUGCAAUGGUUUCUUAUAAAACGCUUUCUACCGUAUGUGAAUUUUAAGCCAAUUUCAAUUUCUAUGC